Molecule: messenger RNA, 2382 nt
Organism: Knipowitschia caucasica
Lineage: Eukaryota; Metazoa; Chordata; Actinopteri; Gobiiformes; Gobiidae
Source: the annotation of a GenBank genome assembly
AUGGGACGCCAGUAUCUGCUCCUGGUUGUCACGCUCUCCAUCCUCACCUGCCAGGUUAUGUGCUCAGGUGUUUUUGAGCUAAAACUGCAGGAGUUUCUUAACAAGAAGGGGAUACCGGGAAACGCCAACUGCUGUCCUGGUGGCGCUCAAACUCAAAGCCAUCAUCAGUGUGAAUGCAAGACUUUCUUUAGGAUUUGUCUCAAGCAUUACCAAGCCAAUGUGUCUCCCGAGCCCCCCUGCACAUACGGCGGGGCAGUCACUCCAGUGCUGGGAUCCAACUCCUUUCAAGUUCCCGAGACCAACGCUGACACAUUUACCAACCCGAUUCGGUUCAAUUUCGGUUUUACGUGGCCGGGAACGUUUUCACUGAUCAUCGAGGCUUUGCACACGGACUCACUGGAAGACCUAACAACAGAAAACCCAGAGCGUCUGAUAAGCAGGAUUACCACACAGCGCCACCUGACCGUCGGAGAGGAAUGGUCCAAAGACAUGCAGACAUCAGGCAGGACAGAGCUGCGCUACUCUUAUCGCUUCUUGUGUGAUGAGCAUUAUUACGGAGAAGGAUGUUCAGUCUUCUGCCGCCCCAGGGACGAUGCCUUUGGACACUUCACCUGUGGCGAACGGGGAGAAAUUAUUUGCAAUUCUGGUUGGAAAGGCCACUAUUGCACUGAACCAAUCUGUCUGCCUGGGUGUGAUGAUGAACAUGGCUUCUGUGAUAAACCAGGAGAAUGCAAGUGUCGCGUGGGCUUCAGUGGUCGCUACUGUGAUGACUGCAUCAGAUAUCCUGGCUGUUUGCAUGGGACCUGCCAGCAGCCAUGGCAGUGCAAUUGUCAAGAAGGAUGGGGCGGACUUUUUUGUAACCAAGAUCUGAAUUACUGCACCCACCACAAACCGUGCCUGAAUGGAGCGACCUGCACUAACACGGGACAGGGCAGCUACACCUGCUCCUGUCUGCCUGGUUUCACCGGUGCCAGUUGUGAAACUGAGGUCAAUGAAUGCUCUGGAAACCCUUGUCGUAAUGGAGGCAGCUGCACUGACAAUGACAAUGGCUACAAGUGCACAUGCCCACCUGGUUUCUACGGAAACAACUGUGAGCUGAGUGCAAACACUUGUGCCGAUGGCCCUUGUUUUAAUAGUGGGCGCUGCGCAGACAAUCCAGAGGGAGGCUACUUCUGCCAGUGUCCAAUGGGAUAUGCAGGAUUCAACUGUGAGAAGAAGAUCGACCACUGCUCCUCCAACCCCUGUCUACAUGGUGCAGAAUGUGUAGACCUUGUGAACUCCUAUCUCUGUCAGUGUCUUGAGGGCUUUUAUGGCUCGAACUGUGAAAGCACCAACUCUGCCAGCGAACACUGCCAGUAUUUCCCAUGUCAAAAUGGUGGCACAUGUCAGGAGGACAAGACCGGUUACACUUGCACCUGCCCGCCAGGUUACACUGGACAAAACUGCAGCUCCCCUAUCUCUCGGUGUCAUCAUAACCCUUGCCACAAUGGAGCCACCUGCCAUGAGCGUGGAGGCCGCUAUGUGUGCGCCUGUGUGCCUGGAUAUGGAGGGCACAACUGCCAGUUUCUACUGCCUGAGGUUCCCAGAGGACAGCCUGUAGUGGAAGGUCCGGAUCGCAUAUAUUCAGAGAGCCUCAAUGAGGACAGUGAGGAGGAUGAGGCCGGGUUCCCCUGGGCAGCUGUAUGCGCUGGAGUUUUCCUUGUUCUUGUCCUGUUGAUUGGCUGCUCCAUACUGGUGGUGUUUGUACGGAUAAAACUACAGGACCGCCACAGUCACCAAGGGGAUAGCGUGCACAGUGACAGCCAUGAGACUAUGAACAAUCUCACCACCACCAACAACUGUCUCCGUGGUGACAAGGAAGUGGGUGGCAUGAUGAGCACCUCAGUAAAAAACACAAAUAAAAAAGCAGACUAUCACUCAGAGCUGGGAGGUUCAGUUGGUGGUUUGAGUGGCAUUGGCAGCUUGAAUGGACUUGGUGGACCAGAAAAGAAUGGUUUCAAGGCUCGGUAUUCUGGUGUAGAGUACAACCUGGUUCAUGAGCUCCGUGCUGACGAGAUGUCCCUGUGCAAAGAGGAAGAGAGAUAUGAACCAGAAGUCAAAUGUGAAGUGCUGGAUGAAUCCGAUUCAGAGGAAACAUACAAGAAAAGCUACAGUAAUGCAUCAGAGGAGAAGAUGGCUGAGGACAUGCCAAGCUGCAGCAAUUCAAAAUACACAUCUUCGUGUGAUUUGAAUGGACAUGCGUUACUCAGCGAUUCAAAGACCCAAUCAACAAGCGAUAUGAAGAGCUGUUGUGACACGGACUAUCAGUGCGACAGCAGAUACCAGUCUGUCUAUGUGCUUUCAGAUCAGAAAGAUGAAUGUAUAAUUGCUACAGAGGUAUGA